This is a messenger RNA of Cyclocybe aegerita, 759 nucleotides long. The record is from the annotation of a GenBank genome assembly. Lineage: Eukaryota; Fungi; Basidiomycota; Agaricomycetes; Agaricales; Hemipholiotaceae.
AUGCGCGCUUUUGCUCUGCUAAGUACUGUUGCCCUUGCGAUCUGGGGUGCAGUCGCCGCACCUCUGGAGUCCUCUCUUGAACGCAGAGCCGCAACGGUCUACACAAGAUGCACGACCGCCAACACGGCCGCCCUGACCUUUGACGACGGCCCAUACAUUUAUUUGUACGAUAUCGUCAAUACCCUCGACGCUGCUGGCGCGAAGGGUACCUUCUUCUUUAACGGCAACAAUUAUGGCUGCAUCUACUCGGCUGACAACAUGGCGCGUGUGAAGUAUGCCUACAACCACGGCCACCAAGUCGCUUCGCACACCUGGGCGCACAAGGAUCUUACAACGUUGACCUGGGACCAAAUUCAUGACGAGAUGUGGCGCGUCGAACAGGCCCUUGUAAGGAUUGUCGGCGCCUACCCGGCCUUCAUGCGCCCUCCCUAUGGAAACUACAAUAGUCUGGUUCUCGAAGCCUCAGGCGUUCGUGGUCAAGGUGUCGUCAUCUGGGACUUUGACUCUCAAGAUUCCCUCGGUGCUAGUGCCCAGACUUCUAGGAACCUGUACAACAACAUUGCCAACCAACGUCCAAGCACCAUUCUUGCCUUGAACCACGAGACCAUUGAAACCACUGCCCAUAAUGUCGUCGCCUAUGCCAUCCAGCGUCUGCAGAGCGCAGGGUACAGACUUGUCACUCUGUCAGAAUGCCUCGGCAAGCCUGCCUACCAGAGCACUGCUGCUCCCCAAACGCCAGAUUCCUCCUGGCGCUGCUAA